Molecule: messenger RNA, 1631 nt
Organism: Impatiens glandulifera
Lineage: Eukaryota; Viridiplantae; Streptophyta; Magnoliopsida; Ericales; Balsaminaceae
Product: beta-glucuronosyltransferase GlcAT14B-like
Exons: 4
Coding region: 279-1481 (400 amino acids)
Cellular component (GO): membrane
Molecular function (GO): glucuronosyltransferase activity
Source: RefSeq, a predicted model, not a curated record
UUGGGCAAUCAAACGAUCCAUAGUUAUGAGCGCCAUAAAUAGUGGGGCCACCUGGUUCUCCUUCCUUCCUUCGUCACUCAUUCCAGACUACUACGUACUGACACACACACACAAUUGCUUUGCUUUGCUUUGCUUUGAUCAGUGAUAUUUACAUGAUUUCCCUUUAGGAGGAAGAAGAAGAGGAAGGGGAGGUUUCUUCUAUCAUCAUCAUCAUCUACAGAGGAAAUUGGCAUGAGAUUUCCCAAAUCAACCAUAGACGACGACGACGAAGAAAACACAUGGUGAAAAUAACUCCAAGCCUCCUCUUCCCUGUUCUCUCAUUCUCCAUCAUAUCACUAUUCUUCUUCCUCAUCCCUUCUUCAUCGCCCAACUCCCUACGCCGCCGUCGCCAUCACUUCUCUCUUCCUUCAUCCACGCUACCCGCUAAUCUCUACCCUCCUCCUCCACGGAUCGCAUAUUUUAUCUACGGCUCCGUUAAGGAAGGUCCUCGAAUUUUCCGCCUUCUUCAAGCCUCCUAUCACCCCAGAAACUUCUACCUAUUGCACCUCGAUAAUCACGCUUCCAAGGAGGAGAGAGAAUGGCUCGCUCGAAUGGUGGGUUCUAUUGGGGUUUUCGUUGAGGCCGAAAAUGUGUUUGUUAUGGGGAGAGGAAAUCCGGUUAGAGAAGAAGGGUCGACACCUUUGGCUCUCUUGCUUCAGGCCGCUGCGAUUUUACUCAAGACUUGCACAGAUUGGGAUUGGUUUGUCAAUCUUCAUGCCUCUGAUUAUCCACUCAUUACUCAAGAUGACUUUCUUCACAUAAUGUCUUCUGUGCCAAGGAAUUUGAAUUUCAUUGAGCACACAAGCAACAUUAGCUCCUCUGAUCAGCAAAGAAUACUCGAAGUUAUUGUUGAUCCUGACAUCUAUCUCGCCAAAGGCCGAAUGUUUGUGGGCAACAAGAAACGUGACCCACCGACAGCAUACAAAAUUUUCACUGGUUCCCCUCAUAUGAUCCUUAGUCGACAGCUUAUAGAGUUCUCGAUCCUGGGUUGGGACAACCUACCAAGAAAACUCCUAUUGUUCUUCACAAACAUUCAACACCCUGGCCGAGAUUAUUUUCAGACACUAUCAUGCAACUCCAAGGAAUUCUUCAGAACUGUUGUGAACUCUAACCUUCAGUUUGAAGAAUUAGGCGAACCUCAGUCAGUAUCGCUAUCGGAUUUGGACAAGAUGCUUCUGAGCGGAGCUGCAUUCGCUAGGAAAUUCAGUGCAAAUGAACACGUUCUUGAUGCGAUAGAUUCGCGGGUUCUCAGGAGGAGACAUCGAUCGGUAUCACCAGGAGGGUGGUGUGUGGGGAAGCCAGGUUGGUUGGGUGGAGAUCCUUGUGAGGUUUGGGGGGACAUGAAUAUUUUGAGACCGGGGUUGGGAUCAAAAGCGUUUGAGAGACUUCUUCUUGGAACUUUAAAGCUAGAUAGAUGUGUUCAUCAAUCAGCCUUGUCCUAGUAUGCCUAAGGUUUUUUUAGGAUUUGUCUGGACUUUUGAGUGGUUUAAUUUACCCAAUUUAUGGUUUCUUUAUUGCCAAAGAUAUAUAAUAUAUACAUAUAUGGUAGUUGUUCCUAUUUGUAUAUAAGGUUCUUCAAUUUUUCAUCACAA